AUGAAUGAUAGUAUAAGAUCCGAAGAAGAACCCAACGAUGAUAUAGCAUCGAAGCAAUGGGAUUUUAUUGAAACAAUAUCUAACAAUAAGGAUGGUAUAAAAGUAGUAAUAGCUGGAUUUAUUUGUAACUUUAUGACAUUUGGGAUAGGGUUUUCAUAUGGGGUUUUUCAAGAAUUCUAUACUUCUAAAGAUGGACCUUUGAAGCAUUAUUCAGAUUCAGAAGUUGCAAUAGUUGGGACCUUAGGUACAGCACUUACAUAUUUGUGUGGUAUUUUUAACAAGAGUAUUAUGUAUUAUUUGAAACCACGCAAUAUAAUGUUAAUUGGAAGCGUACUGAUGUCUCUUGGCUUAAUUCUUACGGGAUUUUGCAGCGAGCUUUAUCAAUUUGUUUUAGCACAAGGCUUGUUGUUUGGCGUAGGCUCAAGUCUUCUUUACUUACCACCAGUUGUAUGUGCACCAUUUUAUUUUAAUCGUCAUAGAGCAAUUGCCAUGGGAAUAUUAUUCAGUGGAACUGGGUUUGGGGGAUUAGCAAUGGCCAAUAUUAGUCGGUAUUUAAUUGAAAUUGUUGGCUGGCAAUGGUGUGUUAGAGCACUUGGCUUUAUGAAUUUAAUUUUAACGGUGAUUGCUAGCUUUUUGGUUGUGGAGCCUAAUGUUAGCAAUUUUAGAACUAACAACAAGCUAUUUAACCUUCGUCAGUUAGGUUCAUGGAAGGUAUUGCUUAUUAUUUUAGGCGGUCUUCUACAAUCAGCGGGAUAUUUAAUUCCAUUAAUUUAUAUGUCGAAAUAUGCAAGAACCUUAAAUUUCAGUUACAACCAAGGCGCCUUGUUUAUUGGUUUGAAUAAUGCUAUUAAUGCAUGCUUUAAAAUUCUUUUGGGAUAUGUCGGUGAUAAAUUUGGAAGAAUGAAUACAAUUAUUGUAUGUAGCAUUUUAAGCGCUAUUACCAUUUUUACACUAUGGAUGGUGCAAGCAAGAGAUGCUUACAUUUCAUUUGUUAUAUUCUAUGGCGUUUUUUCAGGUGUUAUAAUAUCGUUGCUACCAACAUGUCUUGUUGAAUUAUUCGGAGUGGUAAAUUAUCAAUCGAUGAGUGGUUUAAUGUAUUUCAGUAGAGGUGUCGGAAGUAUGCUAGGCUCCCCUUUAGCUGGUUUGAUGAUUACCAACCAAGGCCUCAAAGCAAGUGAUUAUAGGAACCCAAUUAUUUAUAAUGGAAUUCUAUUAUUAUCAAGCGCAGUUUGCCUAGUGGCAUUAAGGCUAAUCGUGGCAACGGAGAAGGGAAAAAUGUCUUGGAAAUUUUAG
Debaryomyces fabryi is the source of this 1293-nucleotide messenger RNA. RefSeq lists its product as uncharacterized. Lineage: Eukaryota; Fungi; Ascomycota; Pichiomycetes; Serinales; Debaryomycetaceae. Bases 1 to 1293 code for a protein of 430 amino acids. Gene Ontology annotation, biological process: transmembrane transport. Gene Ontology annotation, cellular component: fungal-type vacuole membrane. The record is from RefSeq and is a predicted model, not a curated record. Gene Ontology annotation, molecular function: transmembrane transporter activity. The transcript has a single exon.